GAAUCUUUUCCGUGAAUCAGUUUGAAAGCAGCAAUACUUUUGUACAGAAAACAGAUAUGUCUUUCCAGCAGAGUAUAACAUUGUUUUAAGUGAAGGAAAGUUUGGAUUUAACGUGACAUUGCAAUGGGAUUAAAUGUAGACAUGAUGAAGACAGGGACUUUUAACUUCGUGCUUGGGCUGUCCGUGGGUCUGGUUUUUGCCUACAUAAGCACCACAUACUUCGCAAGCCCAAGGACGCUUGGGUUAUCAGCCAGCGUGAAACACAUGACCAUCAGCGAGGACGGACCCAGGGUCGAGGUUCCAAGAGACACGUUUCCUACUCAAGAGGAUCUUGAUAAGAUGCAGAAAAUCAUCCGUCCUGUACAGUUUCAGGACGCGCAUUCGCAUCAUGGCGACAACAGAGAAGCCAAAAAACUGUAUGAUCAAGUACGGGUUUUAUGCUGGGUAAUGACUAGUCCCAAGAAUCUGCAGAAAAAAGCCGUACAUGUGCGUGCCACGUGGGGCCAUAGAUGAAACAAG
Molecule: messenger RNA, 519 nt
Organism: Mya arenaria
Lineage: Eukaryota; Metazoa; Mollusca; Bivalvia; Myida; Myidae
Product: glycoprotein-N-acetylgalactosamine 3-beta-galactosyltransferase 1-like
Exons: 3
Coding region: 124-513 (129 amino acids)
Source: RefSeq, a predicted model, not a curated record